This is a messenger RNA of Pelecanus crispus (Dalmatian pelican), 971 nucleotides long. Lineage: Eukaryota; Metazoa; Chordata; Aves; Pelecaniformes; Pelecanidae. The record is from RefSeq and is a predicted model, not a curated record.
GAAGGGAUGCAAGUUUGCUCACAGCUUCCACUCAGACCACAAUCUCUGCGUUCUAAAACAAUACGGACUUGAGAAUUUAAACAGUGACGAACUUCGUCAGCUUCUGCUUCAAAAUGACCCUUCCCUCUUACCAGAGGUCUGCUUGCAUUAUAAUAAAGGUGAUGGACCUUAUGGAUCUUGUACCUAUAAAAAGAUCUGCACCAAACUGCAUGUUUGCCAGUACUUUUUGCGGGGACAGUGCAAAUAUGGCAGCAGCUGCAAGCGAUCCCAUGACUUACUGAAGUCAGAAUGUUAUGAGAAACUGGAGAGACAGGGAAUGAGCUCAGACAUUGUUGAGAAACUACCCUCCAUUUAUAGGAAUAUGUAUGACAUACAAAAUGGCAAUGAGAACGUGUAUGACACAGAAGAUGCCAAGUCUUCGCCAUGCAAAGAGAGAAAACAUAGCUCUAGCCGGGAGUCCUCAACUACAAAUGAUGUUGAAUUGGAACAGAUCUGUUUAUAUCAUCUGUACAGAAGAUGUGGCUUUAAAGACAACUGUAUCAGAACUCAUUUUCACUUGCCAUAUAGAUGGCAGGUCUCUGAUGGUGAUACCUGGAAGGACUUGAAGAAUAUGGAAGAAAUAGAAAAAGCAUAUUGUGACCCCAAUAAUGCCAGAUUUAAUAAUGGUGUUACUGAAAGUGGCUCUGUCUUGUCGUGUAUUUGUUUUCUGAAUAUGUGCUGUGGGUUUGCAAAGGUUAGACGUCUUUCUACAGCCUCUUCUGUGACCAAACCCCCUCACUUCAUUCUUACAACAGAAUGGAUCUGGUACUGGAAAGAUGAAUAUGGCCUGUGGCAGGAGUAUGGAAAAAAAGAUGAUGAUCAUGUAGCUGCCACUGUUUCUAGUGAUGACUUGGAGAAAGCUUAUGUAGCCAAAGGUUCUCCAAAGCUGAACUUCAAAGCUGGAAAACAUGAAUAUGAACUCAAUUUUGGAG